This is a messenger RNA of Hippoglossus stenolepis (Pacific halibut), 1329 nucleotides long. It is a transcript of the gene gemin2, whose product is annotated as gem (nuclear organelle) associated protein 2. Bases 186 to 977 code for a protein of 263 amino acids. The record is from RefSeq and is a predicted model, not a curated record. Lineage: Eukaryota; Metazoa; Chordata; Actinopteri; Pleuronectiformes; Pleuronectidae. The transcript is spliced from 10 exons. Gene Ontology annotation, biological process: spliceosomal complex assembly; spliceosomal snRNP assembly. Gene Ontology annotation, cellular component: nucleus; SMN complex; spliceosomal complex.
AAGACGUCACGCGUCGCUCCGCGGUUACAAGCAAGAUGGCCGCAUAGUGUGCGAACAGUUGUCUGCAGGAAGAAGUGGAUUGUUUGGGUCACGACAGGCUCUUAAACCGUGAUUGGACGCUUCAGCCCGAGCCGCUGACCUUCUCCCCCAGAUCCUCUGGUAGAUGCUCGCUGAUCAGUGACGCGAUGAAGUCCGACGCGGAGGAGCUGAUGCCCAGGCUGCUGCCCGUGGAGUGCAGAGCCAGUGCAGAGGAGCUGGACCUGAAAGGACCUCCACGAAACCCACAGGAAUAUCUGCGACAAGUCCAGUUGGAGGCGUCAUUAUGUCCAGAGGUGGUGGUUGCUCAGAUCGACCCCAAGAAACUGAAGAAGAAACAAACAGUGAAUGCUUCUGUGGCAGGUUGCCAUGCUGCUCCCAUGGGUUUCUGCCCCAGUCUCGGUUGGCAGCGGCAGCAGGUCGGUCACUUCUCGGAUGUCAGACAGAGCAUCACAAGGAACAGGAAUCACUGGAGCAGCCAGUCUCUGGAUGACAAUGUGCUGAUGCCAAAGCUAACAGAUGAGGAGGGCUGGAAGAGGUUUUGUUUAGGGGAGGUCGUCUAUCUGGGAACGUCAUCCUGUGACACAGGUGCAGAGCCAGCACUGGACUACAGCAAGGUCGGCUUCCCUCCCUUCCUGAGCAUCGUCAGCAGACUCAACCAGUCCACAGUGUUGAUGGUGUUAGAAACUCUCAUCAGUUGGUUUGAGGAGAGAGAGUUUGGUCCACAGUUGGGUCGCUGGUUGUAUGGUUUGUUGUCCUGCCUGGAGAAGCCUUUACUGCCUGAAGCCCACUCCUGCAUCAGACAACUGGCCAGGAGAUGUGCUCAGCUCCGCAGCACGCUGGAGAGUCAGGACGAUGAGAAACUACCUGCCCUCAACCUGCUCAUCUGUCUUGUUGCCAGAUAUUUUGAGCAGAAUGACCUGGCAGAUCAGCCGCAGUGAACACACGGUCGAGCUGUUUGAUAUCAACAGGACAUUAAGAAGAAGGAGAUGUGAGCUAACUGAUGCAGCAGAUUCUACAGUCCAGCAACAAGACAAGAAUAAACACAUCCACAUGGAACUGUUAUGUUUCUACACAGUUUCAGAUAAAGUUGAGGGUGAACCCAUGGUCCCCAGUCAAGAACACAAAUGUUGUUUGUUGAAUUAUGGUAUUGACUCUGCUGGUACAACUUAAGCAGCAGCAUCACUUUUGUUUUAAUCAGGAAAAGUCUGUUUUUCUUAGUGAAUUUAUCCCUGAUGUUUUUAUGGUUUCUGUUUUAAAGUUUCCUAAUAAAUGUAAGAUUUUUCUAUUAAA